AUGGCAGACACUACAGACAAUGGACACGACUCGAAUUCACUGAGGAGUGUUGGAGGGGGAUCCAUAGACCGGGCUAUGGCAGCGACAAGACUCACCGCCUCGUCCUCGUCCAACAUUUCCAAUUACGCCUCUAGCGUCUCAAGCGACAACCAAAGUCAGACUCACGCCCACAGCCAGAACCUGACAGGGAGUGGAAGCGGUAGUGGGGGUCUUCCUGGAACCCCCGUGAGCCGACGCUCAGGCGGAUGGGAUCGGCAAACUCUUUCCCCGGCCGCUGCUGCAAGGGUGCGACAUGAUGAUUCUACCAAUGAAGAUUAUGCUCCUCAUCAGUCAAGCAGUCUACGGCCCAGCAGCGAACUGUUGGAAGACUCUUCCGAUUCUUCAGAUGAAUACGUUUCGACCUAUAAACCAUUAAAGACUGCGUCGCGCUCAAAACGGUUCUUUCAGUCUAUGGUUAAUAAGUUGACUAAAUCUUCUGUUCGAUAUGGACACUUGCCAAACAACCAGGAAGAACAAGAUCGAAAUGUAAUUCAACACACUGCCAUUAUAAAUGUCUUCAAAGGACAACUCCAGUUAUCACCCAUCUCACCAAGACCAAAAAGGGCGCUUGAUGUAGGCACAGGGGGUGGAAUAUGGGCACUGGAAUUCGGCAAGUAA
This is a messenger RNA of Fusarium poae, 657 nucleotides long. RefSeq lists its product as uncharacterized. The transcript has 7 exons. The record is from RefSeq and is a predicted model, not a curated record. The coding region runs from base 1 to 657 and encodes 218 amino acids. NCBI's taxonomy places the organism in Eukaryota, Fungi, Ascomycota, Sordariomycetes, Hypocreales, Nectriaceae.